ACAUACUGACUGUAGAGGAACCAAUGUGAAGAGUGGUGUUUCCUGAACAAACCAUGACUUUAAAAAAAGAAAAAAGGUGGAGGGGUGGAGGUCAACAGUGCUACAGAGCGAAAUGGAGUUUAGAAAUGUCGCUCUUCAGAUUUAAAAAGAAAACCUUUACUUGAAUCAGCUGAAUUUUAAUAAUAUGAAUUUCCUGUUCUUGCCAAUUCUGAUAUGAACAGAAAAACCAAGAACAGGGCUAUGUGUGGAUUACAGUUUUCUCUGCCUUGCCUACGACUGUUUCUACUUGUUACGUGUUGUCUUGUACUAUUAUUCCAUAAAGAGAUACUUGGAUGUUCGUCUGUUUGCCAGCUCUGCACUGGGAGACAUAUUAACUGCCGUAACUUAGGCCUUUCAAGUAUUCCUAAGAAUUUUCCUGCAAGUACAGUUUUUCUGUAUCUGACUGGAAAUAAUAUAUCUCAUGUAAAUGAAAGUGAAUUAACAGGACUUCACUCUCUUGUAGCAUUGUAUUUGGAUAAUUCUAGCAUUGUGUAUGUAUAUCCAAAAGCUUUUGUUCAAUUGAGGCAUCUAUAUUUCCUAUAUCUAAAUAAUAAUUUUAUAAAACGCUUAGAUCCUGGCAUAUUUAAGGGACUUUCAAAUCUUCGUAGUUUAUAUUUACAGUCUAAUCAAGUAUCUUUUGUUCCAAGAGGAGUAUUUAAUGAUCUAGUUUCAGUUCAGUACUUAAAUCUACAAAGAAAUCGCCUUACUGUCAUUGGCGGUGGUACCUUUGUUGGUAUGGUUUCUCUUCGGAUACUUGAUUUAUCAAACAAUAAAAUUUUGAGAAUAUCAGACUCAGGCUUUCAACAUCUAGGAAACCUUGCUUGUUUGUAUCUAGAAGGUAAUAAUUUAACAAAAAUACCAUCAAAUGCUUUUGAAGUACUUAAGAGUCUUAAAAGACUUUCUUUGUCUCAUAACAGUAUUGAAGCAAUACAGCCCUUUGCAUUUAAAGGACUUGUCAACUUGGAGUAUCUCCUCCUGAAAAAUUCAAGAAUUAAAAAUGUUACUAGGGGUGGGUUUAGUGGAAUUAAUAAUCUUAAACAUUUGAUCUUAAGUCAUAAUGAUUUAGAAAAUUUAAAUUCUGACACAUUUAGUUUGUUAAAAAAUUUGAUUUACCUGAAGUUAGAUAGAAACAGAAUAAUAAGCAUUGACAAUGAUACAUUUGAAAACAUGGGAGGGUCUUUGAAGAUCCUUAAUCUGUCAUUUAAUAAUCUUACAGACUUACAUCCAAGGGUCCUUAAGCCAUUGUCUUCAUUGAUUCAUCUUCAGGCAAAUUCUAAUCCAUGGGAAUGUAACUGCAGACUUUUGGGCCUUCGAGACUGGCUAGCAUCUUCAGCCAUUACUUUAAACAUCUAUUGCCAGAAUCCCCCAUCCAUGCGAGGCAGAGCAUUAAGUUAUAUUAAGAGGACUGAUAUUACAAAUUGUGUUACAUCUUCGACAAAUGUAUCCAGAGCUUGGGCUGUUGUAAAAUCUCUUCGUAUUCAUCACAAGACUACUGCGCUAAUGAUGGCCUGGCAUAAAGUGACCACAAAUGGGAACCAUUUGGAACAUACUGAGACUGAGAGUGUUACUCUCUGGGAACGAAUUCGUACUUCACCUGCCAGUAGAUUUUUUCAAGAGAAUACUUUUGGUAAUCCAUUAGAGACUACUUCAGUGUUACCUGUGCAAAUACAACUUACUUCUUCUGUUAACUUGAACUUGGAAAAGAACAGUGCUCUACCAAUUGAUGCUGCAUCAGUGUCAGGGAAAGCAUCUCUAAUUUGUACACAGGAAGUUGAGAAGUUGAAUGAGGCUUUUGACAUUUUGCUAGCCUUUUUCAUCUUAGCUUGUGUUUUAAUCAUUUUUUUGAUCUACAAAGUUGUUCGAUUUAAACAAAAACUAAAGACACCAGGAAACUCAGGGGAAAAUAGACUUGAAUAUUACAGUUUUUAUCAGUCAGCAAGGUAUAAUGUAACUGCCUCAAUUUGUAACACCUCCCCAAGCCCUGGUUUGGAGCAGAUUCAACUUCAUAAAAAAAUGGUUCCUGAAAGUGAAGCACAGGUCAUUCUUUUUGAACAUUCUGCUUUAUAACUCAGCUAAAUAUUGGCUAUAAGAAACUUUAGUGCCGUGGACAUGAAUAAAACUGAAACCUACUUAUAGAAUUAUAUGCUUUAUUUGAAGAUAUAAUGAAUUAUAUGACCUAAGCAUUAUUAAAAUGUUUUUAAUAAUU
Molecule: messenger RNA, 2245 nt
Organism: Propithecus coquereli (Coquerel's sifaka)
Lineage: Eukaryota; Metazoa; Chordata; Mammalia; Primates; Indriidae
Gene: LRRC70
Product: leucine rich repeat containing 70
Exons: 2
Coding region: 214-2106 (630 amino acids)
Cellular component (GO): extracellular matrix
Molecular function (GO): protein binding
Source: RefSeq, a predicted model, not a curated record